Molecule: messenger RNA, 583 nt
Organism: Solanum dulcamara
Lineage: Eukaryota; Viridiplantae; Streptophyta; Magnoliopsida; Solanales; Solanaceae
Exons: 2
Coding region: 140-535 (131 amino acids)
Source: RefSeq, a predicted model, not a curated record
GCAGUAGGCCAAUAUGGCCCUGGAAUGAAGCCCCCCACCUAUCAUGUGGUAAGAGUUCCUUGUUUAAAAAAAGAGGUGAAAAAGACAAACAAAAUUGUAGAAGAUCAUAAGUCAAUAGAAAACAUAUGGUUGUUCCAUUAUGAUGGAUAAAUGGACAGCAAGGAAUGGAAAAAUGAUCAUCAAUGUUUUGGUGAAUUCUCCAAAAGGGAGUGUGUUCAUUGAAUCUCAUGAUGCUAGUGACACUUCUACUAAUUCUAAUAAGAUAUUUAACUUGUUUGAGAAGACUAUCUUGAAAAUAGACAAGAAAAAUGUGGUACAAGUUAUGACUGAUAAUGCAAGUGAGAACAAAAAAGCGGGUGACAUGUUGAAGGGAGUGUUCCCGCAUAUUUUCUGGACUCCUUGUGCUGCUCACUGUAUCAACUUGAUGUUUGGUGAUAUUUUCAAAGAAGCCCCGUAUUCUACAGUUCUUGGUAAGGCUGUUAAGAUACAUUCUUAUAUCAGUCAAAGGGCACUGUUAUUGAAUAUGAUGAGGUGAUACAAAAAGCAAAGAAACUUGGUAAAACCUACUAAGACAAGAUUCGCA